Messenger RNA from Arxiozyma heterogenica, 1848 nucleotides. RefSeq names its product serine/threonine protein kinase PRR1 (gene PRR1). The transcript has a single exon. Gene Ontology annotation, cellular component: cytoplasm. The coding region runs from base 1 to 1848 and encodes 615 amino acids. The record is from RefSeq and is a predicted model, not a curated record. NCBI's taxonomy places the organism in Eukaryota, Fungi, Ascomycota, Saccharomycetes, Saccharomycetales, Saccharomycetaceae. Gene Ontology annotation, molecular function: ATP binding; protein serine/threonine kinase activity. Gene Ontology annotation, biological process: intracellular signal transduction; protein phosphorylation.
AUGGUGAAUAUGAAUUUUCAACAAGCUUAUGCAGAGUAUCUCAAAGGUAACAAAGAAAAACCAAAGACACCCCAAUUACAACAACUGAAUACCGAUUUGGAUAUUCAUGGAAAUAUAAAUAAUAAGAAAAAUAAUCCUGCUAUUAGUAAUAGUACUAAUUAUAACACUAAUACAAAUGCGUUUGGCAAUGGUAAUAUUAUUGUUUCCCCACAAAAUUUGCCCACUCCACAAUUCGAUAAUAUUCGGAUUUUUCCUACUCCAAUAAGUUAUUUACCUUCAUCUCCAAUGCAAGGUUUAGGUAUUUCAAGUGUUACUUCUCCUAUUUUACAACAUACAAAUUCAGUUUUUGAACAACAACAACAACAACAAAGAAAUCAAGUUUCAGCUUCUAUAUCUUCUACUGAUUCGAUUCUAUCUGAGAUUAAUAUUAAGAAAAGACGCGACAAAUUUACUGUUUUAAAAAAUAUUGCAUUAAAUGAAAUUAAUCAUAUUAACAUACAACAUAAAGAGCCAAGGAAUUUGGAUGAGUUAUUGAAGACUGAACAUCGUAUUGUAUCAGAGUUGGUGCCUGCUCCAGAUCUAUCACCAAAACGUAUAUCUUCUUUACCUACGGUUAGUGAAGAAUUGUCUUUUUCUACUCUGAAUACAUCAACUGAUAUUAAUAAUGUUACAACUAGUGACUAUGAUAAUAAUAAUCAUGAUAAUAAUUACAAAAAUCUCAAGAUAGGUUCUAAUAUAGAUAUUUUGAAUAUUUUCUUGUUACCUAAUUUUGAUCACUCAAUAAAAUUUAAUAGAAUUAAACAGAUUGGUAAAGGUAAUUUUAGUGUAGUGGAUUUAUAUGAGAAUAUUGAAAGCAAUCCAAAUGAAAGAAACCACAAGUUGGUGGCAAUUAAAAAAAUUAUUUAUCCAGACAAUUUGUUUAUGCAGAUCAAUAAUUAUGAUAGUAGUGGUGGUGGUGAUAGUUAUGAUAAUGACACAGAACUAUUCUCAAGUUUUGAGAGUUCCUUAAUCAGAGAAUUAUCUGUUUUGCAAAAAUUGGACCAUCCGUGUAUAAUUAAACUUUAUGGUAUCAAUAAUCCGAUUUUUUUGAAAGAUAAGACUCCUUUAACUACACUAUUAAGACAAAAUAAAAAGGUGAUUAGCAGUAGUGGCAAUAGUACAAGACUGGACAUAAGUAUACCUGAAUGUGACAUUGUGAUGUCAUAUUGUUUGGGUGGUGACCUUCUGAAUGCGUUAGCUGAAUGUAAUGGUGGGUUGGAAGUAAAAUUAAUUCAAAGAAUAUUUACAGAAUUGAGUUUAGCGGUCAAAUAUCUUCAUGACAAUUUGAUUAUACACAGAGACCUUAAAUUAGAAAAUAUUUUAUUAGUUUAUCCGUUGGAUGAGACCAAAUUAAUGGCAAACGAUGAAUCAAGACAAGAAUUUUAUUUGAAUAACAAUAUUAUUCAAUUGACAGAUUUCGGUCUUAGUAAACAACUUUCUAAAAAUGAUGAGCUAUGCACAACAAGAUGUGGAUCAGAAGAUUAUGUAUCACCAGAGAUUUUAAUGGGGUUGCCCUAUGAUGGUAGAUUGAGUGAUUCUUGGGCGAUGGGUGUAAUCUUAUAUGCAUUAUUAGAAGACCGUUUACCAUUUGAUCCUCCAGUAAAUGCUACUCUCAGACAAAGAAGAAGAGCUACAUCGCAUAGAAUAGCAGGUUUUGAAUGGAGAUGGAAUAAACUUAAAGAUAUCAAUAUGCCUGCAAAGGAAAUUGUAUCAAAUACACUGACAAGAAAGAACAAGAGGUGGGAUAUUAAUAAUAUUAUAGAGUUUAAAUUUGUGUCAGAUUUAGUGGGGCAAUUAGCAUUUAUAUGA